Molecule: messenger RNA, 1223 nt
Organism: Sphaeramia orbicularis (orbiculate cardinalfish)
Lineage: Eukaryota; Metazoa; Chordata; Actinopteri; Kurtiformes; Apogonidae
Gene: eif4ebp1
Product: eukaryotic translation initiation factor 4E binding protein 1
Exons: 3
Coding region: 322-669 (115 amino acids)
Biological process (GO): negative regulation of translational initiation
Cellular component (GO): cytoplasm
Molecular function (GO): eukaryotic initiation factor 4E binding
Source: RefSeq, a predicted model, not a curated record
GCAGCCUGUCUGUGUGCUGUGUCUGUUGUGUUAUUUUGUGUGCUUGUGGAGGGUGAGUGAAGCGCAGGAAGUGUUUUCAGGUCCUUUUAACAAAGAACCUGGACACCUGUGAGACUGCUUGUUGUAAUGUGACAAUUGUAGAUCCUACCUUUUAUUAUUUGCACUUUGAAAACAUAAGUAUUUAUUUUAAUUUAUCCGAAAGCAGCCAUUCUAUUGAGUACUUGAAGCUGGCACGGUGUGGCUUUGUUGUUUUGUAAAACCAAGACUUUCUGCCUGAUUCAUAUUUUGUUAGUUAGUUGUUGUUAAUUUAGUUAAGAGAAAAUGACUACUGGCUGCCAGAAGACCACUGCCAAGGCCAUCCCGUCGACCAGGACGGUGACUAUCAGCGACACGGACCACAUGCCCCACGACUACUCCACGACUCCCGGAGGGACCCUGUUCAGCACCACCCCUGGAGGUACCAGGAUCAUCUACGACCGAAAGUUCCUGUUAGAGUGUCGUAGCUCCCCAGUGGCCAAGACCCCUCCAAAGGGGCUUCCUGACAUUCCAGGGGUGACCAGUCCUUCCUCUAAAGAUGCCGCAGAGAAGAAAGGAGAACUACUGAACAAUGUCCAUGUACCUGGUGGCAGCAACACUGGUGAAGAUGCACAGUUUCAGAUGGACAUGUAGGUGAUGCUGGAACCAGGACUGAGAAGACAGACUUGCUGAUGAGAACAGUAGCUCAGGAGUACCAUCAUUCAUUCCAUGAAGAACAAAAUUUGCCUACAAUUGACAGUGUCUUAGUCUUUCAGUCUUUAGUCUGUUUUUCAUUUUCUUGUUACAAAAAAAAUCUGCAAAUUUUUUUUCCAGCUUCCUCAAGGCUUAAAAUAUUUUGUGAAAAGGUGUGCCUUCUUGAGAAUCUACACCAAGGUGUACUUAACACCAACACAGCCUCUUCACCACUGAGAUAAAUUUAAUAGAAAUUAAGAUAAAAAUCAGAACAAAUCUAUUUUUUGCUACUUGUACAUCCAUUCCAGAAGGAUUUGUCACUUAAUGUGCAUUUAUAUCUGUCCUCUUUACAGAUAUUUCCUUGAAAUUUGUAAAACUCAAAUUUGUUAACCGUGCUUUUUAAAAUCUUCACCUGAAAUGACAUACAGAGAAUGUAAACCACAAUUUUGAUGAAAUUUUGAUUUUCAAACAGUUUGUGAGAUGACAAAGCAUUAAAACAAACUGCAUUAACAGUU